AUGUGGAAGCGUCUGAACACUCCAAAGAGUAGUAAUGGUACUACAACACGUCAAUCUAUGAUUAGUGAACCUGUACUUGUCGAGACAACUAUUUUUGAGAAAUCUUAUGGCGCUGCUGGUGGUAUAAAUAUUGAUAUGGAUAUGCCAUCUUCGGAUAGAAAUGCUGCCCCUCCAUCAAGAUCGAUGAGAGAUAAGACUCCAAAAGGAUUACCACUUCUACCAUUUGAAGCAGUUCCUCCUAUCCAAGAUUCUCGUCAGAAUUCCAACAGCUUCAGACCUGUCUCUUCUAUUUACUCACAACCCUCACCAGGUCCCAUGAAUGACCACUUUCCAUAUAAUACAUAUGCGAAACCUAUGACUUCAAAUUCUACAGAAGUCUCUCCUCCAAGCUCUCCGGAGUUUGAUGGGACCCAGCGACGCUCAAAUCGAUAUCAAGACCACGAAGUCUCUCCAAUCGAUGAGGUGCCCGAUAUUUCACAUCUUGGGUUUGGAAAGUCGAAAGGGACCGAUUCCAGGUUGAAGCCACCAUCGAGCAGUAUUCCAACCAUGCGGAAAGAAAAGAGGCGUAAUCAAGUGGCAGUAGCAGCAGGAAAUCUACUGAGCCGAAAGGAUGUAGGUGGAUCAAAGGGUAGAAAUACGGCAGAUGUGAAAUGGGAUCCUUAUUCUGGUGAACAAACCACAAGCGAGAAGGGGAGAUCACAAUCCGUCAAACCAGGAGAAUAUUCGCCACCUCAAUUGCGAAAUGUUAGACAAAUGGGCAAUACAUCAACCAUUAGUGCUGGUGCGCCGAAACCUCAAAAUCAAACAUCUUUCGGAGAGCGUGUUCGCAAAUUGAAGAAUAAUGCGCCGGUAGAAAAACCAGAAUGGAAAGGGGCAACAGGACGUUCAACUAUUGUACCCACGCCGUCAGAUAAUUACAACAUACCUCCACUCAAUAUCCCAAUUCCACCGGGGAGUGAAAAUCGCAUUACAUCAGGCACAAGUACCCCUGUAUCUUCCAUCCGAAGUGCAAAUAGUGAAACGCAGGCGGCACCAACCUUCAUGGAUCUACCCAAUCCAUUACCUAUCAAGGCAGGAUAUUCGCUCAGCGGCCGAAACAGUCCACAAACUUAUAUAGAACCCUCAAUUCAAAACUCCGAACCUAUUCAUGCAAAUUAUCCUACCAAUUUCACCAAUUUCACCACAGAAUCUCCUUCCGCAUAUCAUCCUUCUCAUUCCAAGAACGGCUCCACAGGAACCAUCGAGCGAAAUUUCCGCGAAGCUCUCAAGAACUCUUUUCCUCCUAUCGAUCAAAACGAAUCAUACGUGCAACCUCCUUCUCGAUUUAGUGUUAGCACAAAGGCCACAUCAGAAGCUACUCAAUCUACCAGAGCACCAUCUCUUGAUUUACAAACCGAUAUGCAUCCUCCACUACCCAUUCAAUCCCGCACCAUGACAACCCAAGGUCCUACAUCAAUACUCUCUCGCAAACGUCCCAAGGUCAUCUCUGAUGAUAGCGCAUCUAUUUAUUCCAUUAAAAGCAUUACCCGCAAAGCCAUCAAUUCAAACAGUCCAAUAACAAUCUCCAUGACCUCUACUAUUCCUCGCGAACAUAACCACGCACCGCGCUCCUCUUCCACUCUCACGAAAUCCCUCCCUAAUACCCCCGCCGAAACCGCCUCUUCAGAUCCCAUAUCUAUACUCGAAGCGCGUCUCGAAACUCUCGCACAUCGCCGACAGAAUAUCGAAAAAUCGAUUAAGCAAAUGACAGAACUGAUGCCUGCAGAUACAAUGAUUAUUACAGAAGAAGUCAGGAGGAAGAGAGAGGUGGAAAAGAAACAGAUUGAGGGGUUGAGGGAAGAGGAGGCUGAAAUUAAGAGGGAGGAACAUGAGUGUGGGUUGAAAUUGCAUAGGGCGUGGAAGAGAAAAGAUAAGCAGGCGGGGUAUGAGGAGACGGGGUUGUGGGUUAGGAGGGUCACUGGCUAG
Messenger RNA from Sclerotinia borealis F-4128, 1965 nucleotides. The record is from the annotation of a GenBank genome assembly. Lineage: Eukaryota; Fungi; Ascomycota; Leotiomycetes; Helotiales; Sclerotiniaceae.